UUCGAGUCAACGGCAUAUUUAGAUAUACAAUUCAGCCGAGCUUACGCCAAACACUACUAUAUUGUCUCAAAAUCCUGUCUAGGUAGUCAGCUCACUAGUUUUUGAAACACAGUCAACUUCGGGAACCGGUCCGUCCGCCAAAAGCGUCCUUCCGAGGAGUGAUUAGACUGGCGCAAAUUCAUCUCAUGCAUUCGUCUCAGAUUCAUAUAGUGUCUAGCUCGACAUCCUGACACGCCAACCGAGAGCUGCAGCCGUCGUGAUUUAGUAUCCUUUAAACGGAGAGCAGACUCUCGUCGACUGAAGGCGACCGAGCGCCGCUGGAAGGUUUAUUGGGGUUUGAUCAGCGCUAUGGCGGAGGUACAAGGUACAUCGAGUGAGACGAUAACGGAGACCGUUCAGACGGGCACACCGCCUCCACCCCAGCAGGAGGGCAGAAGCCUGACCAUCAAGCUCAGGAAAAGGAAGACGGAGAAGAAAGUGGAGUGGUCCAGUGACACGGUGGACAAUGAACAUCUGGGCCGGAGGUCUUCAAAGUGUUGCUGUGUUUAUGAGAAGCCUCGACAGUUCGGCGAGUCUUCCUCGGAAAGCGAGGGGGAUGACGAGGAAGGCUGCGGAAGCGCGCACUGCAUUCUGGGACACGGGAGAAGAGGCCAUGGACAGAGGGAGGGUGGAGGAGGCACAGCGCCCCCUAGCUCUGGGGGAAAGAACCCUCACUAGAAGUUGAGGCGAGUGGGAGAGUCGGUUUGGAGGGAAGGGUAACGGACGGCGUGGGCACUACAUUCAUAAUCCCUCAUCCUCACUCACAUCUGAUUACAUCACACCAUCACUGGGUGUCAAAAGCUUUUUGAUGAAUGAAAGCUUGUAGAGCAAUGCAAUGUGAUUUAGUUUUUUCCUCAGUCAUUUGUUUAAUGACUCAAAGAAGACUAAACCUUUUUUGCGAUCUGAAUGCUGUGGAAAAUUGAUAUUUGUUGUACAUAGGACAUUGGUUUUUAUUCCUUUUGUAAAAUCUAUAUUUAUUUGUUUGCGUUUAACCACUUGAUCUUACCAGUUUUGUGUCCACAAGCAACAUUUUAAUGGAUUUAAACCUUCAAAUAUGAUUCAGCAGGGUUAUAGCUUCUAGUUCGAAUCAAACGGAUUUAAAAGGACUAAAUGCAGUAUAAAAAAAAUAAUUUUCUAUCAAAUAUAAUUUGCCUUGCGGUGUCACAAUUCUAGCAGCAGUAUUUCUUCAUAUCACUUGAGGAACUUCAAGCGUAGUAUGUGUUGUGUGCUAUAGUGUAUUUAAAACAUGGCAGGUUUCAGGAACUCAACCCUUUGGAUAUUUUCACAAGGG
Sinocyclocheilus rhinocerous is the source of this 1330-nucleotide messenger RNA. RefSeq names its product protein phosphatase 1, regulatory (inhibitor) subunit 11 (gene ppp1r11). The transcript has 3 exons. Gene Ontology annotation, cellular component: nucleus. The coding region runs from base 349 to 717 and encodes 122 amino acids. Gene Ontology annotation, molecular function: protein phosphatase 1 binding; protein serine/threonine phosphatase inhibitor activity. The record is from RefSeq and is a predicted model, not a curated record. NCBI's taxonomy places the organism in Eukaryota, Metazoa, Chordata, Actinopteri, Cypriniformes, Cyprinidae.